AUGCUUUACAAUUUCGUGUCAAUACGGUCUGCGCCACUGGCCAAGCGGAGAAAAGUGCGUCGGGCAUGCGACUUCUGCCGCCAGCAUCGGGUCCGCUGUGAUGGCAGAUCACCCUGUGGCCAGUGUGUUACCAACAAGGUGCCAUGCAACAAGCCUUUGCAGCAUUCAUACUCACAUGUACAUCCGAAUUCACACCCCCGCCCCUCCUCAUCUGGAAAUCGGGAGUUGCAGCCGUCAGCCCCAUCCAGUUUCCCGCACGCCCAGCCUGCACCUCCCUGCGCCCCGAAUCCGGUGGUCCUGGGCCAGCAAGGCAGGCCCCGAGGAAGUCCGCCGCGGACUCCAUCGAUCCAUCAUGCUGCCGUCGCUCCUCUUUCGCAGCCCUUGGACUCAUUCGCGAGCUUCAUCUCGCGCGUGAAUAGUUUCUGCUCCGUGGUGUCCCAGAUGUCGACCCGACCAUCUCCUCAACCCAUUGAAGCAGCCCCUACAGACGUUCCGUGUUCGUCACGAGAUUUGCUGAGGAGAGUAGAGCCAGUUCUUGCGCAGCUAACCCCGGACAGCCUCAAGGAGCUUCAGGAAACCGUGUUUGAUAUUUUCUGGACUCGAUAUCAUUUCCUGAUGCCGAUCGUCAGUUCGGAGGACUUGGCGGCAAAGUCGGAUGGACGCUCCGAGCCGUUGCGACAGGCUGCAAUGGCCUACUGUUUGCAAUCGAUCUAUCAUGCUGGGCUUCAUAACCGCUUGCUGGGCAUUCAGAAGGACAUGGUGGCAUCCGACCAUGGGGAGAAUCCCUCCCAAAGCCCUCUGGUAGCGAAACUGUUCGUGACCUUAUUCCAACAAGCACUCGCUACCAACAAUGCCUAUAUCACUUACGCAGAGCCGACCGUGGCAGAUGUGCAGCGGCAUCUCUUCAUGGCUGCCUUCCUGCUGAACUCGGGAGAACAUCAGGCGGCAUAUAAUAUUAUGGGGGUAGCCAUGCGACUCACACAGUCCCUCGAUCUACAGCGCCUCCCGAGAACACAUCUGCCGCCACCAGAGGCGGAAACACGCCAGCGAAUCUGGUGGAAGUUGGUUCACCUCGAUUUCCAUUGUUCCCGGCUGCUGGGAAAGCCAAUGGCGAUCUCCUUGAAUGACAGGACAAUCACUGUGCCGAAUCCGACACCAGAGUCCUCGGUGGCCGCCCCAGACCUCAGUUACUACUCGGCGUCGACCUCACUGACCGUGACGGCAAGACAAGUGGCAAAGUCCCUGGAGGAUCACUUGCAUGCGGUAUCAGGAACAGUCGACUCGGUCACCAAGAUUGAGCACUAUGCGCACCAUUUGUCGCGGGAAAUCCAGCACCUAUAUCAAUGGAGAGAUCGGAUCCGAGAAGCAAAACUGUUUCCCAAUAUGACCCUGGCCUGUGGAGCUUACCAACCAGAUGCAGUGACAGCUACCGAGGAUGGGCUAAAGCACGAUCACGAUGCAAGGCUUUCAUUUCACCUGGCCCCAGCGGUGAUCCUACAACGAACCCUCCUGGAGCUUCAGUAUCAUGAUAUUGUCCUGUGGGUUCAUCAUUCCUUCAUCCAGUUUCCGAGCCGCGGCUUGGUUCCGCAACGGAGUCCACAAGCCGAUGUACACGCCACCACGGCAAUCCAACAUGCGCUCACCGCCACGGAUCUCAUCCGUCUUCGGAUGCUCUAUCACGACAUCCUUUAUGGCUGUUCUGAGGUCUACCAAUAUCUGUGGAACGCCGUUCUCACCCUCAUUGGAUUUAUGCUGGCCUACCCCUUGUGCUACUGGUUCCCUCUGGCCCAGCAGCAUGUCGAGCAAUCCCUGCAGAUCUUCGAGGCAGCAGGUCCAGUCAACCCGAUUGCAUCACGAGCGGCUUACCUGACACGAUAUUUGCUGGGGCGGGUCAGUGCACUCAUGGAGUUGCUGAGUUCGCAGUCGUCAGCCCCCAAUGAUCGGACUGAUGGUCGGGACGUCCAAACCUUGGAUCCUGUCGAACCCGAGAAGCAGCAGCAACAGCACCCUCCCGCGUUCACAUCCGAGGAUGAUGCGUUGUGGUCCUGUGCAGAUACGGUGGACCCCAAUAUUUGGUAUGGGUACUGCCACGAAAUCAACGAUAUGCUCAUGGAUGUGCCUCAGAUCCCACUAGGUACUGACUUUUUCACCUCAUAA
Molecule: messenger RNA, 2157 nt
Organism: Aspergillus bombycis
Lineage: Eukaryota; Fungi; Ascomycota; Eurotiomycetes; Eurotiales; Aspergillaceae
Product: putative transcription factor
Exons: 1
Coding region: 1-2157 (718 amino acids)
Biological process (GO): DNA-templated transcription; positive regulation of transcription from RNA polymerase II promoter by galactose
Cellular component (GO): nucleus
Molecular function (GO): RNA polymerase II cis-regulatory region sequence-specific DNA binding; DNA-binding transcription factor activity, RNA polymerase II-specific; zinc ion binding
Source: RefSeq, a predicted model, not a curated record